This is a messenger RNA of Rotaria sp. Silwood2, 1188 nucleotides long. The record is from the annotation of a GenBank genome assembly. Lineage: Eukaryota; Metazoa; Rotifera; Eurotatoria; Philodinida; Philodinidae.
AUGGCAAUUAUCAAUAGUGUAUAUUAUCAUGAUGAAGUAUGGUACUCUUAUCUUUAUGUAGCAGCUGUCAAAUGCCGCUGGCGUGUUUCAUUAUUUACGGCAAUACCGAACGAUAAAAUGCGUUUAUACAACAACAUGGUGAACGCGACACGUUCAUGGUCUCUAUCAUUCGUGCAACACAAAGAACAUCAUGCUGCAGAAUUACUCUCUAGUAGUGCCAAUAUAUGUCUACAUCAGAUACUGAUGAUUAGCACACUGUUCACUGACUAUUUGGAACAUCUUCUGAACAGGCUUGUGCAUGAUUGUGGAAAUAACACAGCUCAUGUUGUGCUAAUUCAACUUAACACUGCUGUAGAAGAUCUAUUCAAACUUGAUUUAUUGUCUAACAAGUAUCCAUCGUUAUUUUCCAUGCCAAAUAUUAAACUUCGACUAUUAGCAUUAGCACCACAUGUUCAUGACUACGCUCGAUGGUUCACAAAACGACGUUUCUCCAUUGAUGUCUGGUAUCCAGUGUUUCCACUGGAUUUGCCAUUGACCACAGAAUCAAAAUCUUUGAAAUUUACCAUACAAGGAAAAUUCUCUGGAAAACGACGAAAUUAUGACAGCUUAGCCUCGCAGAUUCAGAGGAAGUACAAAGUACUUCAGCAACGAAAUAUCACGUUUCUCGUCAUAGGAACAGGUAACGAUAAUUUACAACACCCACUACGGCAAUCUAGUGCUGUUCGUUGGCUUAUUCAAAAGAAACCAACACCAGCCGCUUCUUAUUAUAAACUCAUCCAUCGUACUGCAGGUAUUUUGCCAUUAUUUGGUUCAAAUGAUUAUUAUAUAAACAAAAUUUCCUCGUCCAUCAGCUGCUCUAUUCUCACGACUACACCUUUACUGAGCACGGCACGUAUAUUGAACACUUAUCGAUACAUUCCUACAAAAGCUGUAUGGCUUCAAAGAGAAAACGAGUCAGAAGUCGACGCACUUCUUCGUAUUAGUUCUGAGCAUUCGUCCACAAUGAAAUUUCAGCAUGCUCUACGUGAAAAACGUAAAAUAUUGAAAAAAUUAGCUUCUGAUAUGUACACUAAAAAUGAAAGAGUACUACGAAACUUGGAAAAGUGGUUGAAUAAUGCUUACGAUAACAAGAUGACAAGUAGAACAGUCAAGAUCAAUCUACUUUCAACGGCCAGAAAUCUUCGAUAA